This is a messenger RNA of Nerophis lumbriciformis (worm pipefish), 2866 nucleotides long. It is a transcript of the gene postnb, whose product is annotated as periostin, osteoblast specific factor b. Gene Ontology annotation, cellular component: extracellular matrix. Gene Ontology annotation, molecular function: cell adhesion molecule binding. NCBI's taxonomy places the organism in Eukaryota, Metazoa, Chordata, Actinopteri, Syngnathiformes, Syngnathidae. Gene Ontology annotation, biological process: cell adhesion; extracellular matrix organization. The record is from RefSeq and is a predicted model, not a curated record.
AUCACUUUGGGUCUGGAAGGGCAAGCGGGGGAAUCAAAAAAAAAAAAAGGAUGCAGCUCGUCUUUGCCGCCACCUUUGCACUCUUUGUGCUCUCCUGCGUGUUGGACGAGGCCGACACGUCAGCCUAUGACAAAAUAGUCGCGCACAGUCGCAUCCGUGCAAGGAAAGAGGGGCCCAAUGUGUGCGCUCUGCAGCAAGUCAUGGGGACCAAGAAGAAGUACUUCAGCACUUGUCGGAACUGGUACCAGGGGUCCAUCUGCGGAAAGAAAGCGAUGGUACUGUACGAGUGCUGCCCAGGCUACAUGAAGCUGGAUGGCAUGCGUGGUUGCCCUGCAGUGGCCCCAAUUGACCAUGUGUACGGCACGCUGGGCUUGGUGAAGGCCUCUUCCACCCAGAGAUACUCCGAAAUCUCCAAGCUAAGGGGGGAGAUCGAAGGAUCUGGAUCUUUCACCUUCUUUGCGCCGAGCAAUGAUGCCUGGGAGCUUUUGGAUGAGACCGUCCGUAGCGGGCUUGUUAGCAAUGUCAACAUUGAGUUGUACAAUGCUCUGCACUACCACAUGGUCAACAAGCGCCUCCUGACCAAAGACUUACGCAAUGGGAUGACGGUCACCUCCAUGUACAACGACCUCGGCCUCCUCAUCAACCAUUACUCCAAUGGGGUUGUGACCGUCAACUGUGCAAGGAUUAUCCAUGGCAACCAAGUGGCCACCAAUGGGGUUGUGCAUGUGAUUGACCGUGUCAUCAGCACUGUCGGGAACACUAUUCAAGAUGUUAUCGAUAUUGACGAUGACCUGACAACACUGAGUAGUGUUGCUCAGAAAUCUGGUUUGUUGGACAAGCUGGGCCAGCCUGGACAUUUCACUCUUUUCGCUCCCACCAAUGAAGCCUUUGCCAAGAUGGGAGGUGACGUUCUGAAGAGGCUUCAAAGCGACAAGCAGGUCCUCCAAGCUCUUCUGAAUUUUCACCUCCUGGACUCGGUGCAGUGCUCCGAGGCCAUCAUGGCCGGCACCUCUUACGAGACCUUGGAGGGCAAUAAUAUCGAAAUCGGCUGCGAUGGAGAGAGCUUGACGGUCAAUGGCAUUAAAAUGGUGCGCAAGAAGGACAUUGUCACAACCAACGGUGUCAUCCACCUCAUUGACCAAGUGCUCGUUCCCGACUCAGCCAAACAGGUGAUGGAACUGGUGGGAAGUUCUCAGUCUACCUUUGGUGACAUGGUGUCCGAGCUGGGAAUUACUGGCGCCAUGAGACCCGAGGCAGAGUACACUCUCCUGGCCCCUCUCAACACCGCCUUCAAUGAUGAAGUGAUGUCCAUGGACCAGAGACUGCUCAGGAUUAUCCUAGAGAACCACAUCCUGAAGAAAAAGAUAAUCCUGGGUCAGCUGUACAAUGGCCAGAGACUGGAAACUAUCGGAGGCAAACAUCUGCGGGUCUUCAUCUAUCGCACAGCUGUGUGCAUUGAGAAUUCUUGCCUUAUAAGAGGCAGCAAAGAGGGAAGCAACGGAGCGCUCCAUCUCAUGAGGAGCUUCCUUAAACCGGCAGAAAAAACCAUGUACGAGAUCCUGAGCGAAAACGGCGAGUUCAAGAUCUUUUUGACUCUGAUGGAAGAUGCCGGACUGACUGACGUGCUGAGGCAAGAGGGAGACUUCACCUUAUUUGCUCCCACUGACAAGGCUUUUGCUGGUUUGAGAGACAGAGAUUUCCAACUGCUGAAAAGUGAUAUCAAUGCUCUCAGAACCAUCCUUCUGUACCAUAUCAACAACGGCAUCUUCAUCGGCGGGGGUUUGGAGCCCGGAGUGACGAACCUACUCAAGUCCUUGCAGGGCAGCAACCUCAAAGUGAUGUUUGCAAACAACAGCAUGCAAGUGAACUCGGUUCAAAUUCCUGAAUCCGACAUCAUGGCCACGAAUGGCGUGGUCCACACUGUCAACCGGCUCUUGUAUCCCGCAGAUAUCCCCGUCGGAAGCCAGGAUCUCCUUUCGCUACUGAGGAGAAUCAUCACCUACAUACAGCCCAAGUACAUUCCAGGAUUCAGAUACAAGGAAAUCCCCCUCACGUUUCUGAAGAGGAUCAUCACGCGCGUCGUUGAAGUCCCUGACGUGACCAAGGUGACGAGGGUCAUCCAACAGGAGCCUUCCAUCACCAAGGUUACCAGGGUCAUCGAGGCUCAACCGUCGGUCACCCAUGUGACCAGGGUCAUUGAAAGUGACCCCAGCUUCACCAAAGUGACUAAAGUUGUGUCGGGUCCUCAAUACUCAGUCAGCAGUGGCACCGUCAACGUCGGCCUUGACGGGUCUAAUUUGGCAGAAAUUUCCACUAUCGAAACAAAUCCGAAUUUUGACAACGAUCGGCUCGUCAAAAUGAUCAGAGAGGGUGGUUCAAGGAGAACCUCUCCCCGAAGAGUUUUAGCUGGCAGGAGGCGAAGAGGAAGGGACUGAGGCAGCGAGACAGCGAACCACGGGUUGAAACUCACGUGCCAACUCAGGGUGGACGCACUUUAAACGUCCAUCAAGAUCGAAGCUGUUCUCGUAAAAAAAACUAACGGUACCUUGAAUGCAUAUUCAGUUUAAGAGUGUUUUGGUUGAGCAAAUGUACAUAAAAAGAACAAUUUGGAGUGACUAUAAAUACAAGACAUCAGGGGUAGCUAUUAAACUUUUUUGGGGGGGAUUCUACACUUUUUUCUAUUGCUAUGCAAGAGCUAAAGCCAUAAAACGUAAGUAAAAUAUUUUGUAAAUCCAAGCAUGGUAAAGAAGUAGUAAAAUGUCUUAUCUUGUCUGGCUUCUUUAUUGUUAAAAGUCUCUCACUUCCAUCCAUGUAUCCAUAUAAAGUUUUCCUGCUUUCUUUUCCCCCCCAAACAUUUUCCAAUAAA